Molecule: messenger RNA, 1266 nt
Organism: Monoraphidium neglectum
Lineage: Eukaryota; Viridiplantae; Chlorophyta; Chlorophyceae; Sphaeropleales; Selenastraceae
Product: high affinity cGMP-specific 3',5'-cyclicphosphodiesterase 9
Exons: 5
Coding region: 1-1266 (421 amino acids)
Biological process (GO): signal transduction
Molecular function (GO): 3',5'-cyclic-nucleotide phosphodiesterase activity
Source: RefSeq, a predicted model, not a curated record
AUGCUCUCCAACGCACGCAUCAGCUCAGGCGGCCCGCUCACGCUCUCGCACUCCGUUUCUCACGUGGAGCGCGGCUCUCGUUGCAGCGACGAGGGCCGGGGCGCCGGCAGCACCGCAUCGGGCUCCGAGGACGGCCGCCGCGCGGCGGCGGCGUGGCCCAGGGCCGCGGGCGCACGCGGCGACAGCUUUGGCGGCGCGAGCGCCCGCAGCUCCAGCGGCGGCGGCGGCGGGCCGCCGGCUUUCCUCGCCGGCGGCGCGUCGUUCAAGGGCAGCGCCUUUGCGCUCGCGCCCGCCGACGCGCGCACGCCCUCGCCGCCGCCGCCGCUGUCGCCGCGGCGGCUGCCGCGGCAGCUCUCCCUCCCAGUCCUCGGCCGCCCGCCGCCGGGCGAGCCGCCGCCGCUCGCGCGGCCGAUGUCUGGCGGCCGGCUGCAGUGCUUCGACCUGGACUGCAUGCACAUGUCGCGCGACGAGCUCGUGCGCGUCGCCUUUGACGUUUUCAUGCUGAGCGGCGUGCUGGAAGAGAUGGGGGUGGGCGAGGCGACACUCAGCGGCUUCCUGAGCGCCGUGGCCAGCCACUACCACGACCCGGCGGCGGUGCCCUACCACAACCUCAGCCACGCGGUGCAGGUGCUGCACACCACCUGGCUGAUCCUGGAGCUGAGUGGUGCCCACGAGCUGCUGUCCCCCCUCGAGGAGCUGGUGCUGCUGGUGGCCGCCAUAUGCCACGACCUCGACCAUGACGGCCGCAGCAACAGCUACCACAUCAACGCACACACAGAGCUGGCGCAGCGCUACAACGAUCGAUCAGUCCAGGAGAACCACCACUGCGCGCUGACGUUCGCUGUGCUGCGGUCGCGCGGCGCCGACCUGCUGGCGGGCCUGCCGCGGGAGGACUGGCGGGUGGCGCGGCGGCUGCUGGUGGACACGAUCCUGGCCACCGACAUGAGUCACCACUUCAGCCUCACACAGGACCUGCAGCAGCAUCCGCCCGUGUUCUCGGCCGACAGCGAGGCGGACCGCGCACUGCUGAUGAAGGCCGUUCUCCAUGCCGCUGACAUCAGCAACCCCGUGCGGCCGUUUGGCGUGGCGCUUUCCCUGGUGGACCGGGUGUACGACGAGUUUGGGCGCCAGGUGGCGGAGGAGAAGCGCGAGGGGCUGCCCGUGACGGCGCACAUGGAGGUUCCCAGCUUUAGGGACAAGGCCAAAAUGGAGGUGGGGGACAUGACUCAUCGGUGGGGGGACAUGAUCAUUGGUGGGGGGACAUGA